Molecule: messenger RNA, 1560 nt
Organism: Chara braunii
Lineage: Eukaryota; Viridiplantae; Streptophyta; Charophyceae; Charales; Characeae
Source: the annotation of a GenBank genome assembly
CGGCAGGGGCGCGGAGGCUGACACCUAGGGAGAGGUCGCUGUUAGGAACGGCAUUGCUUGCAGUUUGCAGUUUCUUGGCACAUGCAGACGGUGAACGACCUGCGGCGGGCCAGCGGAAGAGACCUUGGCAGACGGGAGGCCGCCAUAGCCCAGGCUUUGAUGGACGUGCACUCCUCGCCAGGUCUAUGGGAUGCGCCGGUCCUGUUGUGGGAUGCCAUCAUGGCGAGUGUGAUGCCGAGGAAGACACCGAGGUGGUGGGUGAAAAGAAGGACAGGUGGCACAUGGAGGGACCUCACCAUCGCCCAUGAUGCAACUGACGAGUAUUGCCAUGACAAGCUGCAGAUGGCGGGGACGGUCUUCAAUGACAUAGUGGCGGCAUGCUGUCCUUUCCUUCAUUGCACGCUAACUCACUAUCGAGAGCCAUUGCAGCCCGACCAUAUAGUGGCGUGCGCAUUGUAUCGGUGGGCGUCUGGAGAGACAUUUGAGAGCAGCACGCCACCGUUCGGCAUAGGGAGGUGUUCAGGUAUCAAGGCCGUCCAAGAUGUGACAACUGCCAUCUUGGCCGCGUAUUUGGAGAAGAUCGCAAUUCCAUCCAGUCGUCGUCUCGUACAGGUCCUUCGAGCUUUCAGCGGGAAAGGUUUCCCGAAUUGCUUCGGCGCCAUUGACUGCACCCACAUUUAUGUGGACAAGCCUGCGAACGCGCCGUCCGAUAACUACUUUGAUCGGAAGCAGCAGUUCUCAGCCGUGGCACAGGCUGUCGUCGACCACGACAUGCGGAUAAUCGACCUCUUCGUCGGUUAUCCUGGGUGCAUCCACGACCAGCGCAUGCUGCAGAACUCUUCACUCAUCAGGCGAGCAGAAUCGGGUGCGAUCUUCAAUGAGGACCCCAUCGUCCUCUCGGGAGGGGUGUGGAUGACGGGGUACCUGCUUGGGGACAACGGUUACGCGCCGCAGACGUGGAUUGUCAUCCCAUACGGGGCACUGUUCGGCAUGCUUCAGAAGAAUACGAGAGGGGUCGUGGAGAGAGUGUUCGGACGACUGAAGGGGAUGUGGAGGUUAUUCCUUCUUCAUCACAAGACGAAUAUGAAUAACCUCCCGCAGCAAUUCGUUGCGAUCUGCAUCAUCCACAACCUCCUGCUCGAGGUCAUGGUCGCAUUCGAUGAGGGUUUGUUGCUAGACCUCGACCGGGAUGGGAACCCCGUCCCCAUCGAUCUGGGUUUGCAGGAUUUGUCGCGGCCCGUCUGCCAGGCAAACACCACGGAGGCUGCCCUCACUCUGCGUGAUGUUCUGCGCAUGCACAUGGGAUAGGGAGUUGUGUUAGCGACGUUAGGGUUCCCGACGGGGCUGCAUUUCGGGACCUUGCGUCGCCCGGGUGCCACGUGUGGCUUGUUUACGGUUUGUCGUCGCUUGUGUAAGGAUCGAUCCUGCCGAUUAAUUAGCGCAUGGGGGGGUGUGGGGUGGAUUUUCUAGCGCAGUGGGAGGAGGGGGUGGGGUGGAGGGGGCGGGGGGGAGUUGCCCGUUGGUAUGGGGCGUAUGCAGAAAUGAAGCGGGGGAAUUGUU